This is a messenger RNA of Cololabis saira (Pacific saury), 1584 nucleotides long. RefSeq names its product ephrin-A2-like. The coding region runs from base 634 to 1278 and encodes 214 amino acids. Gene Ontology annotation, molecular function: ephrin receptor binding. Gene Ontology annotation, biological process: osteoclast differentiation; axon guidance; ephrin receptor signaling pathway. NCBI's taxonomy places the organism in Eukaryota, Metazoa, Chordata, Actinopteri, Beloniformes, Belonidae. Gene Ontology annotation, cellular component: plasma membrane. The transcript is spliced from 4 exons. The record is from RefSeq and is a predicted model, not a curated record.
UGAACACUCCUCCUACAGCUGCAGCUCAACUUUCUCCUUUGUUCCCGUCCCUGCUGGUUCUGGUCCUGGUCCUGGUUCUGGUCCUGGUUCUGGUCCUCCUGGUCCUGGUCCUGGUCUUAAUCCUGGUCUUAAUCCUGGUCCUGGUUCGGUUCCGUCCACAGAGAGGAGAAAGUACCGGAGUGAGCAGAUCUCCGGGUUCCGAGCGGCUCCACAAACCCCCGGCCCGCGGGGAGAGUUCGGGGCUGGAAAGUGUGGAGCUCUUACAUAAGAGACCCGGGGACAUAAAUGCUGAAUGAGCUCGGUUCUGACCCGCUCCGCGCUCCGCGCGUAAUUGUGCCACUGAGUUGAGUUUGCAGCAGGACGCACAUGGACGCACGGACCAUUUGGACUGGGGGAACAUGAAACUUGGAGACGGGUUCUUUUGGAAGAGCAGCCCGCAGCUUGAGGACGAGCCAGCAGAGGUUCGGAUGGAUUAUUGCCGCUGCGCCUGCGGGAGCAUGAAGUGUUGAUCUGCCUGGAUCUGAAGUGAAGAGAGACUCGCUCCUCUGGGUCCUGGUCCCCGGAUCAGGCCGGGUUUGGAUGAGCUGCAGCGCCGGUUCCCCCCGCGCUCACACCUGAAGAGAAGAGCCGCGGAUGAUCGCCGGGACGCCGCGCGCCGCGCAGCCGCGCAUGGAGCCCUGCGGGCGGCCACUGCUGCUGCUGCUGCUCGGCCUGCUGCCGAGACUCUGCUCCGCCGUCACCGACGACCGGAUCAUCUCCGACCGGUACGGGGUCUACUGGAACAGCUCCAACCCCAGGUUCUUCCGGGGCGACUACACGGUGGAGGUGGCCAUCAACGACUACCUGGACAUCUACUGCCCCCACUACGAGGGGGCGGAGUCGGCCGAGCGCAUGGAGCACUACGUGCUGUACAUGGUGAACUACGACGGCUACACCACCUGCGACCACCACCGCAAGGGCUUCAAGCGCUGGGAGUGCAACCGGCCGCAGAGCCCCGGCGGGCCGCUCAAGUUCUCCGAGAAGUUCCAGCUUUUCACGCCCUUCAGCCUGGGCUUCGAGUUCCGGCCGGGACACGAGUACUACUACAUCUCGUCGCCGCACCCGAACCUGGCCGGGAAACCGUGUCUGAAGCUCAAGAUCUACGUCAAACCCACCAACGACUCCGUGUACGAGUCUCCGGAGCCGUUCCUGACGGACGAGACCGGCGGCUGCAGCCUGGCCCUGCCGUCGGCCAUCUUGCUCUCCCUCCUCCUCAUCCUCGUCUUCGCCUCCUCGUAGCGACUUCUCAUCCUUCCCCUCCCCCGCUCGGCUCCUGGACGACCUGAGGACGUCGACCCGGCUCCCUCCCCGUGACCUCUGACCCCCAGUCCAGACGCCAAUCAGAGGAGUCGGCGGUGGGAGGAGCUUGUGGAGUUUCUGCAAACAUCUCUGAUCCGCGACGUUUGGAGAUCCACCACGUUGCUGACGUCCUUCAUCCUCCAGACUUUCACUCGACGGCUCCUCUAGUUCCUGGACUCGAGUCUUCCUGACUGAAGCUGAACCCAAAGACCACAGCAGUGCUUUAACGGGCUCUCGGGGGGGCUG